ACAACCGGCACCAUGAAGCUGUCCAACCAGUCUGAGGUGCCCGUUUACACCAUAUCGGGCUCUAACACUGCCCGCCCAUUACCCGAAUGGCUUGCCAGACGGAGGAAGCGCAGCUUGAAAGACGAUCCUGAGUAUGCAAAUCGCGUCGAGUUGCUGCAGGACUUUGAGUUUGAGGAAGCCAGUCAAUGUGUUCGAGCCAGUGAGGAUGGCGAAUGGGUUAUGAGUACAGGAACAUACAAGCCGCAAAUUCACACCCACUACCUUCCACAACUUUCUCUGUCUUGGGCCCGCCAUACUGUCGCCCUUAACACCACCUUCCUCCUUCUCUCAUCCGAUUACUCCAAGUCUCUUCACCUCCAGUCCGACCGCUCCCUCGAGUUCCACACUCCGCAAGGAUGCCAUUACACCACUCGGCUGCCGCGAUACGGCCGUGACCUGGUGUAUGACCGCCAGUCGACCGAGGCGCUGGUCCCCUCAGUCGGUGUCAACCAGGAUGGCAUGGGAGAAGUAUUCAGAUUGAAUCUCGAGCUUGGAAGGUAUAUGCGCAGCUUCGAGGUGGAUGUUGGUGGUGACGAUUUUACAUCUGCGGGAGGCGGCACUCUGCAAGGCGGUAUUCACACCGGCUCGGUCAACACGGGUGCUAUCGCGGAGGAGAGUCAUAAUUUGUUGGCAUUCGGUACCUCGGCCGGUACGGUGGAGCUGUGGGAUCCCAGAGCCAAGGGCCGAGCGGGCGUCUUGCUCCCACCUACACAAGCCGGACCGGACGAGAGGCGAAACGAAAUCACUGCGUUGGAGUUCAAUCGUUCUGGUUUGACACUUGGUACCGGCUCGUCGAACGGCCUGAUCCAUCUCUACGAUCUCCGGUCUCCAGUUCCUCUUCUGAAGAAGGAUCAGGGAUACGGUUUCCCCAUCCACACCCUCAAGUUCCUGCAGCCUUCGUCCGCGACACGCGAAGCGACCAUGGAUCCUAAGAUCAUGUCUGCUGAUAAGCGUAUCAUCAAGCUCUGGGAUCCUCGCGACGGUAGCCCAUGGACAUCUGUCGAACCUGCCGUCGAUAUCAACUCGGUCGCCUGGUGCAAGGAUAGUGGAAUGCUCCUGACCGCCAACGAAGGCCGCCAGCAGCACUCGUUCUUUAUCCCUCAACUUGGACCUGCGCCAAAGUGGUGCUCGUUCUUGGACAAUCUGGUGGAGGAAAUGGCCGAGGAUCCCAACGACCCGAAUGCAUUCACCAGCGCUCAGGCUGGUGCUGUUUACGACAACUACAAGUUCUUGACUAUUCCUCAGCUCCGCACCUUGAACCUGGAGCACCUUAUUGGCCGCACCAACCUCUUGCGACCAUAUAUGCAUGGUUACUUCGUUGCGCAGCGCUUGUACGAGGAGGCUAGAUUGAUUACCAACCCGUACAUCUGGGAAGAGGAGCGUGCCAAGCGUGUUAAGGAGAAGAUUGACAAGGAACGUGAGAGCCGCAUCCGUGGCAAGAAGAAGGCCGCCGUCAAGGUCAACAAGAGGCUGGCCGAGAAGUUGAUGAACGCCGAGGAGAAGAAUGAGCGCCGCAGAGCCAAGCGUGUUCUGGAGCGUGGUGGUGACGAGGAGAUGGUCGAGGCCCCUGCCGUUACCGAGCCUAAGGAGAAGGGCGUUCUGGGUGACAGCCGUUUCAAGGCACUGUUCGAGGACCAGGACUACGCCGUCGACGAGAAGUCCUUCGAAUUCCAGCUUCUCAACCCCAGCACUGUGCCCGAGUCUUCCUCAAGGAAGGAGCGUGGUUUGACAGCCGUUGAGCAAGAGGCCGUGGACGAUGUUCCUGGAUCCAGCGACGAUGAUUCGGGAUCGGACAACGAACCCCAGGCCCCGAGACCCGUGAGAGAGAAGGCCUCGAACAAGAUCUCUUCCUCCGACUACAAGCGUACGAAACGAGCCCCACCUCGCAUGCAGGUCUCUUCCUCGACACGCACCAACUCCGCCCGCGAUCGUUCAUUCGGCUCGCGCGCCCAGAACAUGAAGACGAAGCAGAGGACUUCAAGACAGAGUGGCCCCGUUGGCGAGAGAGAGGUUAGCUUCAUGCCCGCCGGAAAGUCAAAGCGCAGCGAGCCCGAGGUUCGCUAUGACAAGACCGACUUCAAGUCCAAGGAGCGCCGUAGCGCUUCCGGCAACACAUUCCGCAGGAUGUGA
Molecule: messenger RNA, 2169 nt
Organism: Penicillium cinerascens
Lineage: Eukaryota; Fungi; Ascomycota; Eurotiomycetes; Eurotiales; Aspergillaceae
Product: WD repeat NOL10/ENP2 family protein
Exons: 2
Coding region: 13-2169 (718 amino acids)
Biological process (GO): maturation of SSU-rRNA from tricistronic rRNA transcript (SSU-rRNA, 5.8S rRNA, LSU-rRNA)
Cellular component (GO): small-subunit processome; 90S preribosome; nucleolus
Molecular function (GO): protein binding
Source: RefSeq, a predicted model, not a curated record